AUGUCGCAGGUAUGCGAGGACUCCACCUUUCUCAGCAGCAGCAAGCCAGUGCAGCGCAGUAGCGUCGUGGUCGAGGCGGAAUCGACGUGCUGGCCGGCUGCUGGCUGGCUGGGCAGGACUGCUACGACCGCUGCCCGGUCUGCUGCACGCUGCCUGCCAGUAGAACUAGAGUUCCGUGACGGUCUCGCGGUCGGCCAGCGGAUCAGGGAAGGGACAGGAGCCUCACUCACCUCAGCAGAGUUUCACGUGCGCGAGCGUCGCAGCACAGGACAGGACAGGACAGCGCAGCACAGCACAGCACAGCCGAUGCAGGAGCGUGUCUUGGGCGUAGGCGGACGGGAUGCCGCUGGCUGCAGCGUGGUGAUCAGAGUGUCGUGUGAGGGCAAAGGCUCUUUGGCUGGCCGCGAAUCAGGCGGCGUCGGGGUGUGCAAAUCCGAGGGGGCGUCGCAGCGAGGGAAGUCGCUGCUCGCACGCACAGCAGGUACUACGGAGUACUCCAUCAGUGCGGUCGCCUCAUGA
Pseudocercospora fijiensis CIRAD86 is the source of this 519-nucleotide messenger RNA. RefSeq lists its product as uncharacterized. Lineage: Eukaryota; Fungi; Ascomycota; Dothideomycetes; Mycosphaerellales; Mycosphaerellaceae. The transcript has 4 exons. The coding region runs from base 1 to 519 and encodes 172 amino acids. The record is from RefSeq and is a predicted model, not a curated record.